Molecule: messenger RNA, 3883 nt
Organism: Ailuropoda melanoleuca (giant panda)
Lineage: Eukaryota; Metazoa; Chordata; Mammalia; Carnivora; Ursidae
Product: zinc finger protein OZF-like
Exons: 1
Coding region: 348-2069 (573 amino acids)
Biological process (GO): regulation of cytokine production; negative regulation of transcription by RNA polymerase II; regulation of immune system process
Cellular component (GO): nucleoplasm
Molecular function (GO): DNA-binding transcription repressor activity, RNA polymerase II-specific; RNA polymerase II cis-regulatory region sequence-specific DNA binding
Source: RefSeq, a predicted model, not a curated record
UGGAAUGUUACCUAGUCCAUGCUGAAAAUAAUGAUUUGAACAGUGUUGAAGAGGGGACUGGAUUGCCCUUUCAGUCAAAUAUUUCUCAACUUCAGAGAUUUCAAAAUGAAGAACAAACUGUUAGGUGGGGUCCACUUGAGAAGUCCUUCACUGAGGACUCAACCCUACAAAAUUAUCAGAGCAUUUUCAACGGAGACAGAGUUGCUCAAGGCAGUGAGUGUGAAAAAACGUUUGAUCAAGGCUCAAAUGUUAAUAAAGAUCUGAGGACUCAUUUUCAAGAGAAUGAUUUUGAACUUAAUAAUGGUGAGGAAUUCAUUGAUACAAGAUCCAAUGUUAUACAUCACACUAUGCAUAUAGGAGAGUAUGCUUAUAAAGGUAACGAAUGUGAAAGAGAUUUUAACCAGUCCUUCAGCAUGAGCGAUCAUCAGAGAAUUCAUAUGGGAAAGAAACCAUAUGGAUAUGAUAAGCCUGGGAACGUGUCUAGUGAGUCAUCCAGAAUACAUAUACGUAAGACCGUCUGUAGUGGAGAGAAACCUUACCAAUGUAUAGAAUGUGGCAAGGCCUUUUCCCACAAAAGAAACUUCACUAGACAUCAAAGAAUUCAUACUGAGGAGAACCGUUACAAAUGUAAAGAAUGUGGCAAAGCCUUUCGGCAGAAAUCACAUGUUAAAAGCCAUGAGAGAAUUCAUACUGGAGAGACACCUUACAAAUGUAAAGAAUGUGGCAAGGCAUUUUCCUACAAAGCAAACCUCACUACACAUCACAGAAUUCAUACUGGAGAGAAACCUUACAAAUGUAAAGAAUGUGGCAAAACCUUUAAACAGCAGUCAAACCUUACUCAGCAUAUAAAUACUCAUACUCGAGAGAAAACGUAUAAAUGUAAAGAAUGUGGCAAGGGCUUUUCCCACAAAACAAGCCUCACUAUACAUCACAGAAUUCAUACUGGAGAGAAACCUUACAAAUGUAGAGAAUGUGGCAAGGCCUUUAAGCAGAAAUCAUACAUUAUCAUCCAUGAGAGAAUUCAUACUGGAGAGACACCUUACAAAUGUAACGAAUGCGGGAAAGCCUUUUCCUACAAAAGAAACUUCACUAAGCAUCAGAAAAUUCAUACAGGAGAGAAACCUUACAAAUGUAAAGAAUGUGGCAAAGCCUUUCAGUACAAAUCAUGCUGUAACAUCCAUGAGAGAAUUCAUACUGGAGAGACACGUUACAAAUGUAAUGAAUGUGGCAAAGCCUUUUUCUACAAAGGAAACCUCACUACGCAUCACAGAAUUCAUACUGGAGAGAAACCUUACAAAUGUAAAGAAUGUGGCAAAACCUUUAAACAGCUCCCACACCUUACUCAGCAUAUAAAUACUCAUACUCGAGAGAAAAUUUAUAAAUGUAAAGAAUGUGGCAAGGGCUUUUCCCACAAAACAAGCCUCACUAUACAUCACAGAAUUCAUACUGGAGAGAAACCUUACAAAUGUAGAGAAUGUGGCAAGGCCUUUAAGCAGAAAUCAUACAUUAUCAUCCAUGAGAGAAUUCAUACUGGAGAGACACCUUACAAAUGUAAAGAAUGUGGCAAGGCAUUUUCCUACAAAGCAAACCUCACUACACAUCACAGAAUUCAUACUGGAGAGAAACCUUACAAAUGUAAAGAAUGUGGCAAAGCCUUUCAGUACAAAUCAUGCUGUAACAUCCAUGAGAGAAUUCAUACUGGAGAGACACGUUACAAAUGUAAUGAAUGUGGCAAAGCCUUUUUCUACAAAGGAAACCUCACUACGCAUCACAGAAUUCAUACUGGAGAGAAACCUUACAAAUGUAAAGAAUGUGGCAAAACCUUUAAACAGCUCUCAAACCUUACUCAGCAUAUAAAUACUCAUACUCGAGAGAAAACGUAUAAAUGUAAAGAAUGUGGCAAGGUCUUUUUCCACAAAACAAACCUCACUAAACAUCACAGAAAUCAUACUGGAGAGAAACCUUACAAAUGUACAGAAUGUGGCAAGGUCUUUAAGCAGAAAUCAUGCCUUACCGAACAUUACAGAAUUCAUAGCGGGGCUAGUCUUAAAAAUUUGAAGACUGUGUGAGAAUUUGGAAGGACCGUUGUGCCCUAACUCCACAUCAGCAUCAUAGAGUUCAUACUGAGGAAAAAUACUACAAAUGAAAGAAUGUGACAAACCUCUUGCUGGAAGUCAUAACUUGUUGAAUCUCAUCAUUAAUCAUACAGGAGCAAAUCUGUGACAUGUCAAGAAAGCGGCAAAGCCUUUAAUUUGUAUCGAAUCCUUAUUUGGUAUCAAAAAUGCACUCUUGGUUCAAGAUGUACAACGAUAAUGAAUGAGGAAAGACGUUGUCUUACAUUUUAGAAAUCAUCAGAGAGUUCAGAGAAGAAAAGUAAGUUGAAAGAUCGAACUAUGUAGAAACAGAGAAACAUAUUUAAAAGCACAUCAAAUGUCCAAUAUAUGUCAGAGUAUUCACAGUAGAAAGCAGUAUGUGAGUUACUCAGUUCAGAUAUUACCUCAGAAGGCAUAAUAGAAGGUUAGUCAUUUAGAUAAUGUGUAUGCUAUUCUGCUUCAAAAGAUGGAAGGGAGGGAUAUUUGCAUGGGUGUAAUUUCAGUGUGCAUGUGUUUCCAUUGACCCCACAUGAGAUUUGUUACUUGGGUAUAUUACUGUGUUUCUACUCUCACAACUCUUCAGAAAAUUCACUUAUUCCAGUGGGUGUGUGAAACUACGUAGGUAGUUGUUGGGUCAAGGAUAAGAGAUGCCCUUCUUCCUUUGGUGGGAUCCAUGCAUAUCUCUCUUGCAUGGAAGAUGAAGGACAAUAGAACAUACAGUAUAUGAAAGAAAUCUAAAUGAAUAUUCUAUUUGUGGUUCUAACAUUGAUAUAGGUCAUCAUGUAGUGGGUAUUCAGAAUGUCAUUCUCCAUUUAUUAGGACUAAAACAAUUUUUGACUGUUACAAAUUAAAUGUGUUACUAAUUGGUCUUUAGGGAAAAGAGAUGGCAGUCCAGUCAACUGUGAUUCAUGUUCAUAAUAGUAAUCGUGGGAAAGUAUGAAUCGAUGUGGUGGAAAUGAAGAAAUCCGCAAAGAUAUCAGAGAAGAGCUGUCUCUUUCGUGAAAUGAGAUACGGUUGUACAUCCAAUUUUUAAAGAGUUGUCGGAGUUGUGAAAGUGUUUUAGUAUGCAAAAGUAAGCUGGUAAGAAGUUAAAAUAGACUCCUAGAUGAUGUCUUCUUUAAGCCUCAUGGUACUCAGAAAAUGAAAAAUGUAGUAGUAGAUACAGAAUGGGGAGGGAGAAAAUAAUCUAAGUAUACCCUUUCAGAAAAUCAUCAAAUCACAAAGAUAGCCAAUGAAUAAGAAAGAGUCAAAUAAUUCUACACAGCCAGAAAAGAAGAAUGACAGCAGUAACUUCAUACUUGUGUUGUUCCUUGCUUUACCUACAAUGGGACUAAGUUCUCCAAGACAAAGAUACAGAUUGCCUGAAUGGAAAGAAAUACAAGCCCCAAAGGUAUACAGGCAUCAGGAGACUCACUUCAUUUUCUUAAAACUAUUACUUUUUUUUCAUUGAGAAAGAGAACAGAGAAAACGAGAGAGCCCGAGUCAGGCCAGGGUCAGAGGGAGAAGCAGACUCCCUGAUGAGCUUGGAGCCCAAUAUGGGACUCGAUCCGGGGACUCCUGGUUCAUGACCUGAGCCGAAGGCAGACACUUAAUUGACUAAGGCACCCAGGGAUCCUCGCUUCAGCUAUAACAACACAGAGUGAAAGUGCAGGUGUGGAGAACGAUAUUCUAUGCAAAGGGAAUCCAAAAGAAAGCAGGAUAGUCACGCUUCCAUCAGUCAAUGUAAACAUUAACCAGAGAGAGUAGUAGAACAUGGCAAAGGUCAUUGUAAAAUAAGGGGCUGACUUUGU